Messenger RNA from Arachis ipaensis, 2354 nucleotides. NCBI's taxonomy places the organism in Eukaryota, Viridiplantae, Streptophyta, Magnoliopsida, Fabales, Fabaceae. The record is from RefSeq and is a predicted model, not a curated record.
GUUUAGCUUAUAACAUUAUCAAGACUUUUCAAUUUUCAUCAUGAAUCAAUCAAUCACCAUGAAAAGAGACUCACUCUUUCACUACUUGCUCCUAAUUACCAAUGUUGCCUCCGCCGCCAUGGAUGCUAACACAACAUGUGCCCCAUCUUCGUGCGGCAAAGUCACCGACAUAAGGUAUCCUUUCCGGCUGAAGGAUGACCCACAAAACUGUGGCGAUCGGAGGUUUGAGUUGGCUUGCGAGAAUAACACCGCCGUGUUACCUCUGUUCCCGGGGAAAAACUACCAUGUUCAAUCAAUAAACUACAAUAAUUUCACAAUCCGACUCGUAGAUCCCGGGAUCUCAGAGGAUGAUUGUUCCACUCUUCCUCACUAUUCCAUGUCCAGUCACAACUUGAGCGAAACGGUACAAUAUGAACUGAUAUUUCAACGACGAGUGACUUAUGUUGGUAAUGGCGGUUCUAUAACAUUAUCUGAGCGCAUGGUUUUCUUGAAGUGCAGAAAUCCGGUGAGGGACGAUCCACAAUACGUGGACACUUCCCCUUGCAUUAAGAAUAAUGUUUAUGCUAUUAUUGGAGGGUUGUCAGUGAUUGAAUUAAGAGAUGAUUGCCAUGUGAAGCUGGUUGCUGCCACAUCAUCCUUUCCUGAUCCACGGGCGAGAUGGCCGUACUACGAUGACUCAUUGAGCUGCAACAAAAACUGUUCAUACGCCGAGAUUCAUAGGAUGCUGAGUUAUGGAUUUGAGCUUUCGUGGGUUCCGGGAGUUUGUGAACAUUUCUGUGGACUCACGGACAAUCCUUGCGCAGUCAACGAAACCGCUCCAGGUAGUCUCGUAUGUUCGUUGGUGGUCAACGAUACCUGUGUCACACCACUUCUGUAUAAAGAAUGUGGAAAGGUGUCCAAGCUCCAAUUUAUCGCAGAAGGAUUUCGAAAAGUAGUAGGAAAAGAUAGUGGCGGCGAGUCCUUCAAUAAAGAGGAUGUAUUAGCUAUCAUUAAGGCAGGAGUAUUCACGGGAGUGUUUAUGGUGCCAUUCAUGGUGGUCAAAUACGUAUUGAGUCUCAUACUUUUUUUCUUAGUGUUGAUCUACUACACAUGCCAAAGAAGACAUGCAUCAAUUUAUGAAAACAUUGAGGAAUUUUUACAAGGGAAUGAUCUCAUUCCAAUAAGGUAUUCGUAUAAAGAGAUAAAGAAGAUGACAGAAGAUUUUAAGGAAAAGUUGGGAGAAGGAGGAUUCGGCUCAGUGUAUAAGGGAAAGCUACGAAGUGGACCUUUUGUAGCCAUAAAAAUGUUGGGUAAAGCCAAAGGUAAUGGUCAAGAUUUCAUCAGUGAAGUUGCUACAAUUGGUAGAAUACAUCAUGCCAAUGUGGUAAGGUUGAUUGGAUUUUGUGUAAAAGGUUCAAAACGCGCUCUUGUAUAUGAAUUUAUGCCGAAUGGUUCUCUAGAUAAGUUUAUCUUCUCCAAAGUGGAUAGUGUAUCAUUGACAUACCAGAAACUUUUUGAAAUAUCUCUUGGUGUGGCUCGUGGUAUAGCUUAUCUGCACGAAGGUUGUGACAUGCAAAUUUUGCAUUUUGAUAUCAAGCCUCAUAACAUUCUUCUUGAUGAGAACUUCAUUCCUAAGGUGUCAGACUUUGGUCUUGCAAAGCUUAACCCUCUUGAUAACAGUAUUGUAUCUUUGACAGCAGCAAGAGGAACAAUUGGUUACAUGGCUCCGGAAUUGUUCUACAAAAAUAUUGGAGCAGUAUCUUACAAGGCUGAUGUCUAUAGCUUUGGAAUGCUUUUGAUGGAAAUGGCAAGUCAAAGAAGAAACUCGAAUCCAAAAGCAGAGCAUUCAAGCCAAUUUUACUUUCCAUUUUGGAUAUACGAUCAAUUGGCUCAAAAAAGUGAUGAGAUAGAGUUGGAAAUUUUGAUGCAUGAAGAAACGAGCGAACUAGCAAAAAAGAUGUUUACAACUGCACUGUGGUGUAUACAAUUGAAGCCAAGUGAUCGCCCUUCAAUGAAUAAAGUAGUGGAAAUGUUAGAAGGGGAUGCUGCAAGUAUUGAAAUGCCUCCAAAGCCUUCCUAUUAUCCAAAUGAUAUUAUUCAGAGAGAUUCUGAGAUUAACUCAGGAGAAACUACUUCAAACAAUUCUUCUGGCUCUUCAAGUUUUGAGGAGGAAAUUGCAACUAACCCUCUGUUGAAGUUUUCUGAAUGAUGACUAGUCCAAUUUGCUUUCUAUGAUCUUGUUUCUUAUUAUGUUAAUUGUUAAGUAAAUGGACAAGUAUAGCAAGUGUGAUAUUUUUUUAUAUUGUAUUUUUAUUUAUAUUUAUGUAUGUGUUGUACGCUUUUGUUUAUUAAAACCAGUCAAAUGACAAUUUGAU